Messenger RNA from Eufriesea mexicana, 2126 nucleotides. It is a transcript of the gene PPP1R15, whose product is annotated as Protein phosphatase 1 regulatory subunit 15. Lineage: Eukaryota; Metazoa; Arthropoda; Insecta; Hymenoptera; Apidae. Gene Ontology annotation, molecular function: protein phosphatase regulator activity. The transcript is spliced from 3 exons. The record is from RefSeq and is a predicted model, not a curated record. Gene Ontology annotation, biological process: response to endoplasmic reticulum stress. Gene Ontology annotation, cellular component: protein phosphatase type 1 complex; endoplasmic reticulum.
UCCUCGUUAAACAUGUGUUCUAUGUAGAGUUCACCUGCAGAAAUCAUAAUGGAGGAGAUAUAUCCAAUGAACAAUGCAUUAAAUGGGGAGGAAAACAUGUCAAGUCCAAAAAAAGGAAACAUGUUGCACAGUGUCUUUAAUGCUUUGAAUAUAGUUUGGGAACAAUUUUCUAAAGUUCCUGCUUCAUUCAUAGCAAGCAUUAAUUACCCAUUGUCUGUAACAGUUGUGAACAAUGGAGACAUAAUUUCACAUGAUUUUUUUAAAAAUUUGACAAAUAAAACAGAGCCAUUAAAUACUGAUAAUGUGUACAUUCACGAUGCUCAAGUAAAAGAAUCUUUAAAUAUUGUUGAGAGAAUUCAUAAUGAUACAUAUAAUGAAAAGAAAUCUUACAUGAACAAAAUUUUUAAUGAAAAUAUGAAAGAUAGUUUCAAUUUUGGUUAUGAGUAUAUUGCUAACAAGAACCACAUUGCAAACAAAUCUGAUCAAGAGGAAUCAAUUGUUCAGCAGAAUGUUGAAGUUAAUACAAAUAACUAUAAUUACUUAAUACCUGUUCAAAAUUUGAACAAAAUAAGUGAAGAGGACUUAUUUGAAUACAUUUGUCCCAAUAUAAAUACACAAAAAAUGUAUGCUAGGAAAAAUUGUUAUAACAUUGAAGAUAAUUAUAGUAGAAAUGCUUCUAAUAAGGGACAAUUAUUUAAUUACACUAACAACAAUGUGAAUGAUAAGAUGAUUAUGAACAUGGAAACUUCUUUUUUAACACGUAAUAUAGAUACAUUAAGUAUACAGUCAGUUGAACAAAUUACAAUGUCCAAUAUGUUUACAAAGAUGUUACAAAAGGUUUUUAGUGGUGUAACAGAUCGACUUUGUAGAGCAGACUUUGUUGAAUCAGAUUUGGCAAUGAAACGGUCAUUUUCACCUAACCAACGAAGAAGGCUUAAUGCUGUGGCAAAAAGUAGAGGUCGAGGACGAGCAAAGUCACAGCUAAGACGUUCAGGAGUUAGUCAAACGAGACACCGAAAGGAACGCAUUAAGCACGACAUUGCUGUAGACAUAGAAAGUGAUUUUAGAAAUUGGCAAGAACUUCAAAUGUAUCAUACAAUGGAAAGUUUUCAAUCACAAGACUGUUUUAGCUUAGAUGAAGAUGUAGUAGAUGCUGUUCAACAUAUUAUGAAGGAAACAGUGGAUCCUCUGACAUAUACUUUAGCCGAUAUAAAACCUAAAAUUCAGAAACCAAAAACACGCAAAAACGUUGAUCAAGGAAUAUCUAAAUUUUCUACAAAAAUGAGAAGCAUACCCGAAUGCAUAGAACAAACAAAUAUUUUUGAAGACGAUUUUCUUGAAAAUAGAUACAAUUUGCAAAUGAAUACAUUUCGACCACGUUUAAUAUCAGAAAGUUCUAUUGAUUCAGAAGAUAGUUAUUGUAUAGUAUUUGAAACUGGUUCUGAAAUAACUUGCACAAGUGACCUUGAUGAUAAUGAGGAGAUUGAUGUAGAUCAAACAAGCGAAGAAAGCGACAUAGUUCGAGCAAGUGAAGAUGAAGAAACAUGUAAAGAUGAAGGAUCUAUAUCUCCAGUUCAAAAAGUAAAAUUUAAUUUAAAUCCGAUGAUUCACAUAAUGGUGAAAUGGGAUUAUGCGUAUCGUGCAGCUCGGAAAGGUCCAUGGGAGGAAAUGGCUAGAGAUAGAGAACGAUUUAGAAGCCGUAUAAAUUGUAUAGAACGUGUUCUUAAUCCAAUAUUAACUGUUCAGCACAGAAAUCAUAUUUGGCAAGAACGAUUUGUACUUACCGAUUAAAAUUCGUAUCCACCGUCUUCUUAAGGAAAUGCGUCAAACAUCUGCAGUAGAAAGAAUGUCGAGGAAAAGGUGAACCGGAAGAGGAUGGGCACGAUUUUAACUGGAUGGUUGAUGCAACAGAGAGGGCUACACCAUGGACUUUUGCAACACUGCGUUUCUCGACACAAUGUGCUGUUGACAUAACGUUGACAAAUUGACUCCCCUUUCUUGAAUGUUGGAUUGCAUGACUGCAAAAAUACAAAAUUACUCACCAAUUGCUUCUUGGCGUCGUACCAUAGAAUUAUUGUGAUUUUAAUUAAUUGUUAAUGGUAACCUAAUUAGCGCUGUUUAUAGUA